UUGCAGAAGCUUGUAGUCCAAGUAGUGGAAGUCGUGUGUGUUUUCCACAGCCACAGUUAUUUGCAUCAUAGUUAUCAAUGUUUAUCAGAAAUUUUUGGAGGCGACAGGACGAGAAGUGACGCGGCUGCAACAAGUUUUGUAAAAAUGAAGAUAAACAUCGAGGGUCUGUUGGUGUAUUUCCCGUAUGAUUACAUUUAUCCGGAGCAGUACUCCUACAUGCUGGAACUGAAGAGGACAUUGGAUGCCAAGGGUCAUGGAGUUCUGGAGAUGCCCUCAGGAACUGGGAAGACUAUCUCGCUGCUGUCUCUCAUCGUUGCCUACCAGAGGGCCUUUCCACUGGAAGUGACCAAACUAAUCUACUGCUCCAGAACAGUUCCAGAGAUUGAGAAGGUGGUGGAGGAGCUCAGGAAGCUGAUGGAGUUUUAUUCCAAGGAGACUGGAGAGAGCAGCAACUUCCUGGCUCUGGCACUCUCAUCCAGGAAGAACCUCUGCAUCCACCCUGAGGUGAGCUGUCUGCGCUAUGGUAAAGAGGUAGAUGGGAAGUGCCACAGCUUGACGGCGUCAUACAUUCGCGCACAACAUCACAGCAACCCCAGCCUGCCGGUGUGUCGUUUCUAUGAGGAGUUUGAUGCAGUCGGUCGCUCCGUGCCCCUGGUUGCUGGCAUCUAUAACCUUGAUGACCUGAAGGACUACGGCAGGAGGAAAGGCUGGUGUCCUUACUAUCUGGCUCGCCAUGCAAUCCUUCAUGCCAACAUUGUGGUGUACAGCUAUCACUACCUGCUGGACCCAAAGAUUGCUGACCUGGUGUCCAAGGAACUGGCCAAGAAAUCAGUGGUGGUGUUUGAUGAGGCUCAUAACAUAGACAAUGUGUGUAUUGACUCCAUGAGUGUGAACAUCACUAGACGGACGCUGGAUCGCUGCCAGAAUAACGUAGACACACUGCAGAACACCAUACGCAAUAUAAAGGAGACAGACGCUGCCAAACUGAAGGAGGAGUACAGGCGGUUGGUGGAGGGGCUGAAGGAAGCCAACGUUGCCAGAGAAACAGACGUCUAUAUGGCAAAUCCUGUAUUACCAGAUGAGAUUCUUCAAGAGGCGGUUCCCGGCAGUAUUCGUACAGCAGAGCACUUUGUUGGUUUCAUGAGGCGUUUCCUUGAAUACCUGAAGGCCCGUCUGAGGGUCCACCAUGUUGUGCAGGAGAGUGCCCCUCAGUUCCUCAAAGACGUCUUUGACAAGGUCUGCAUCGACCGUAAGCCUCUGAGGUUUUGUGCAGAGCGUUUGCGCUCUUUGUUGCGGACUCUGGAGAUUGCAGACAUCACAGAUUUCUCACCUGUUACUCUCAUCUCCAAUUUUGCCACCCUGGUCAGCACCUACAGCCAAGGUUUUACCAUUAUCAUCGAGCCCUUUGAGGACCGAACUCCAACCAUCGCUAACCCUGUGCUGCACUUCAGCUGUAUGGAUCCUUCCAUCGCCAUCAAGCCUGUAUUUGAACGAUUCCAGUCGGUCAUUAUUACCUCUGGGACGCUCUCUCCACUCGACAUCUAUCCCAGAAUACUGGACUUCCGCCCUGUUACCAUGGCAUCCUUCACCAUGACGCUUGCACGGACUUGCCUCUGUCCCCUGAUUGUGGGUAGGGGAAAUGACCAGGUGGCGCUGAGCUCAAAGUUUGAGACCAGAGAAGACUUUGCUGUCAUCCGCAACUAUGGCAACCUGCUUCUUGAGAUGUCUGCCAUCGUUCCUGAUGGCAUUGUGGCAUUUUUCACAAGCUAUGUCUACAUGGAGAACAUAGUGGCAUCCUGGUAUGAACAGGGCAUCCUGGAGAACAUCCAGAGGAACAAGCUGAUCUUCAUUGAGACUCCAGAUGCUUCAGAGACCAGCAUGGCCCUGGAGAAAUACCAGGAGGCUUGUGAGAAUGGCAGAGGAGCCGUCCUUCUGUCUGUGGCCCGAGGAAAAGUGUCUGAAGGAAUAGACUUUGUACACCACUUUGGUCGGGCAGUGAUCAUGUUUGGAGUGCCAUAUGUUUACACACAGAGCCGAAUUCUCAAGGCCCGUCUGGAGUAUCUUCGGGAUCAAUUCCAAAUUAGAGAAAAUGACUUCCUGACAUUUGAUGCCAUGCGACAUGCAGCCCAGUGUGUAGGCAGAGCCAUCAGGGGCAAGACUGACUAUGGGCUCAUGAUUUUCGCUGACAAGCGUUAUGCCAGGGCAGACAAGCGUGGCAAGCUGCCACGCUGGAUUCAGGAACACAUGAGCGACGGCAGCCUGAACCUCACUGUGGACGAGACUGUGCAGCUGGCCAAGCACUUCCUGCGGCAGAUGGCUCAGCCUUUCAGACAGGAGGACCAGCUCGGUCUGUCUCUGCUGACCCUAGAGCAGCUGGAGUCUGAGGAGAUCCUGCAGAAAAUCACCCAGAUUGCUCAUCAGGCUUGAAGGUUACACACACAACAUGAUGCAGUCAUCAUGGCGCCAUUUGAAGAGGCUGGUGGCCACUGCUGCUAUGACAUGACAUGACAUGACAUGACAUCAUCAUCACCGCUGAGGAGCUCAGUGACCAGAACCAGUCAGUCAGUGUUGUGUGGUGUCUGUUUUGACUUGCCUGGAGUCGAGGCUCAGAAAGAGUUUGGUGAACUGUCAGUCACAAAAACUACAAUUAACUCUUCCACAUACUCCUUAACUUUCUUACAGUCAUUGUCCCAUGUAAACUCCACCCAUCUGGAACCAAAAGUAGGCUGACAGUGUUUCUGUGGCUAAAACAAACCAUGACAAGUACUGAUAUUUAAAAAAUAUAUUUUGGCCCAGAUGUAGUAAGUUUCAGUUCUGAUUUCUGACUGGAUGAUGACCAGCCAAGAUUAAAAUGUCUCUAAACCUGAGCCUCAUUAAAGCUGUUCAACACUCAUGUAUUUCAAAUAAGACAUCCACACUGAGUUUACAGAAUAAUUAACACCACUGCUGCCUGCUCCUGUCUCUCUGUUCUUCAACAUGUUAUUUUUUCAUUGACCAAACGUCGUUAUUAUGAUUUGCUUUACAUUAUUUUCUUUAUCAUUCAGAGGGAAGUGAACAUAAUGUAAAGUACCAUGAAAAAUUAUUUGUUGAAUCAUUGCUUUAAAAAAAAAAAAAGAGAAAGAGACUCCUCAAAAUUCCAUGACUUUCCAGAUGUUACGUGACCUGUGGGAGCCCUGGUAGGUGUUGAUGGAGAUCAGUACAAAGUGUUUUUAUACUAAAAAAAAAAAGGGGGGGGGGGGCAUUCAGCUCAGUCAUACAAAGAUGGGCCUAAUAUUUUAUAUUCUCAUUCUAUUCAGUAUUUCAAAUCACUCAGACAUUUACAAAGAGGGAAUGUGACAGAAAUAUCAAGAAAAGGAAUGACUGGAUUCUGUUACUUUAUGUUUUACUCCUCAGAAGGAUUCACUGGUUUGGUUUGGGACAACUUAGAUUAGUGUUAUUUUUCAGUCCAUUACAUAUGUCAUUUUGUUAAAAUGUUGCACUGAGAAGUAACGGAAACAUUUUGUCCCAAAAUGUCUUAUUCUGAAAACAUGCUUUGUUUUUUUGUUUGUUUUGUUUUUUUAAAUAAAGAGAAUCAGUUUGUCAGUUGCAUUAAAACUGUCCUAUCAGUGGUUGUUAUUCAGUCCAAACCAGUCAAUGUUGUGUCUGUCAUACAGAUAUGUAUCCAUUGUUACUUGUUUGCUUUGCUACUGCAACUGUACAUAGUCGCAUUUUGUAAUGAAAUCUAAUAUUUGUAUCUUUGUACCAACAAGGAGGCUGGGAAAUAAAUGCUUGUUUGUACUUUGA
Molecule: messenger RNA, 3783 nt
Organism: Myripristis murdjan (pinecone soldierfish)
Lineage: Eukaryota; Metazoa; Chordata; Actinopteri; Holocentriformes; Holocentridae
Gene: ercc2
Product: excision repair cross-complementation group 2
Exons: 23
Coding region: 145-2427 (760 amino acids)
Biological process (GO): positive regulation of mitotic recombination; transcription by RNA polymerase II; nucleotide-excision repair
Cellular component (GO): nucleus
Molecular function (GO): hydrolase activity, acting on acid anhydrides, in phosphorus-containing anhydrides; DNA helicase activity; damaged DNA binding
Source: RefSeq, a predicted model, not a curated record